Messenger RNA from Metarhizium robertsii ARSEF 23, 459 nucleotides. RefSeq names its product Acyl-CoA N-acyltransferase. Lineage: Eukaryota; Fungi; Ascomycota; Sordariomycetes; Hypocreales; Clavicipitaceae. The record is from RefSeq and is a predicted model, not a curated record. Bases 1 to 459 code for a protein of 152 amino acids. The transcript has a single exon.
AUGCCCGCCGACCAACCGGCCAUGCUCAAAGCCCUUCACAGCGCGCUGCGAAAUAGCAAUUUCCACAAACGCUGCUUGCCGGCCUCGGAUCUAACCUCCCAGCGGCAAUACGUCAACUGGAUCGAGAAUAACACGGCCGACCCUAUGGCCCACGUCAUAAUCGCUCACGAAACCACUCCCGCGGCCCCGAUUGCCGGGUGGGCACGCUGGGUCCGGCGUCCGGCUCCGGCGCCGGCUCCGGUUCCAGGCGCCAAGCCCACGGCCUUCACCGAGACCAUGUUCCCCGCCGCCGGCGAUGCGAAACCCGCUGCGAGCUUCUUUCAAGCCAAUUUUGACGCGAUGAACAAGGCCAGGGCCAAUCAAACGUGUAGUUUCUGUCUAUGCUCAUCGUAUCAGAGGUGUCUGAGAAGCGUGGGCGGCUUUUGGAAAUACCACCCCAGAAACAAAGCCACUGCUUGA